UUUCACCAUGGAUCGUACUUGGGGAAGCCUCCUUUGUAUUGCUGCAGUCUAUUUGCUGAGAAAACGGAGAGCCCGGCGCCGUCGGUCCAUCUGGGUCCACAGUGUGUUGCAAACCCGGCAACUCCACGGUGAAUUUCACCGGCUGGUACAGGAGCUUCGUUUUGACGAUGUCUGGUUCCAGCGCUAUUUCCGACUGGACAAGAGUCAAUUUGAUGAUCUGCUCACCAAGGUUGGUCCACGGAUCUACCGGAUGGACAUCGACUACCGGCAAGCCAUUGGUCCCAGUGAAUGCCUGGCUGUCUGUCUGCGGUAAGCUUCUCUCCCUCUCCCAGCCCCCAGAAGACUGGAGAGCCAUUUCAGCCGACUUCUAUGACCGCUGGAACUUCCCUAACUGUCUGGGAUCCAUCGACGGAAAGCAUGUCGUCAUCCAGGCUCCAAAGAACACUGGCUCACUCUUCUAUAACUACAAGGGGACAUUCUCUAUUGUCCUCUUGGCAGUUGUGGAUGCUCGAUACUGCUUCCGUGUGGUGGAUGUUGGUGGUUUUGGGAGGACCAGCGAUGGAGGGACCCUGGCCAACUCCACCUUUGGCCAGGCACUCACCAGUGGGACUCUCCAGAUCCCAGAAGAUGCCAUCCUUCCAGGAGCUGAUCACUUGGGGCCACAACCCUACGUGUUUGUGGCAGAUGAAGCCUUUCCCCUCCGCAGGGACCUCAUGAGGCCUUUUCCAGGAGCCAACCUCCCUCCAAGGAACAGGGUCUUCAACUACAGGCUGUCCCGAGCGAGGCUGAUUGUGGAGAAUACCUUUGGUAUUCUAUCCUCUCAGUGGCGCAUGUACCGGCGGGUGAUUGGUCUGAGCCCUGAAAAUGUGGAGGCAUGUGUGAAGGCUACCUGUGUCCUGCACAAUUUCCUCAGGAGGAACACCACCACCAGGAGGGAACCAGUGCCUGUGUCAGAGGAGGAGGUGUCAGUGCUGCAGGGCUUGAGAAGAGUGGGGAGCAACAAUGCUGCACGGGAGGCCAUCCGUGUGAGAGAGAUCUACGCUGCCUACUUUUCAGCUGAGGGUGCAGUACCUUGGCAACCCAGGGAAUGAUCGUCAUUUCAUCAUCCACAAAAAGGUUCUUUUAAGAACCAACCACAUUAAACUAAAGGCAUAUUUCCUUUUUCUGUUGGUCAUUUUUUGUUCUUCAUUGUCUGGUUCAGAAAUAAUAUUGUUCACACAAGACACAG
This is a messenger RNA of Epinephelus moara (kelp grouper), 1228 nucleotides long. RefSeq lists its product as uncharacterized. The record is from RefSeq and is a predicted model, not a curated record. The transcript has 2 exons. Lineage: Eukaryota; Metazoa; Chordata; Actinopteri; Perciformes; Serranidae. The coding region runs from base 168 to 1091 and encodes 307 amino acids.